CUUCUUCCUCGCGGAAUAUUAUCCUUAAAAGUUUUACAAGAGCUCCCAAUAAUAGUCGUCCUAAUGUACCAAAUAUAUAAAAACGCUGUACAUCAAGAAGUUGCAGAAUUUAUUCCUUUAAUUUUGACAACCAUAAAUUUGCAACCCACGAUAACACAAAGAAACUUGCCACAAAAAGACAUUUUUGUGGAUUUCAUGGGCGCACAAAUUAAAACACUGUCGUUUUUGGCGUACAUUGUUCGAAUAUUUCAGCUUCGAAAAUGUUACAAAUUUAAAUUGAUUAAUUAGCAAUUCCAUUGGAGCCUUCCUUGUGGGGAGCAUCAUAAUGUUUGAAACGUAAAAACGGAAACCACUUUAACCCAAGACUGCCUUGGGUUUUAAAUGACAAAAAAGGGGAAAAUAUGGAUAACGUUGCUUCUUAUAUAUUGCCUACUUAAGUACCUUAAACAAAAAAUUGAACAAAAUUUAGCAUCACAGCAUAAUUUGAAGAAUAUACAUCAAGUUUUAUACAGUGCA
This is a messenger RNA of Drosophila elegans, 516 nucleotides long. RefSeq names its product transcription-associated protein 1-like. Bases 64 to 288 code for a protein of 74 amino acids. NCBI's taxonomy places the organism in Eukaryota, Metazoa, Arthropoda, Insecta, Diptera, Drosophilidae. The transcript has 3 exons. The record is from RefSeq and is a predicted model, not a curated record.